CUCACAGUUUCCCAGACUGUUACAGGUCGUGGGGUGAGUUAGACAACACACCAGAACUUACAUGUGUUUUUUUUUCUUUGUGAAGAAUUAAAAUGGUAUUUGAAGUUAAGCAUAACGGCAGUUUUGCUUUUUGUUAAAUUCACUAUGUAAUUGAUCUUUGCUGAGAUUACACUGGACCUUGUUAAAUAGUUUGUUAUUACCCCAAAUGUUAGACAAUCAAAACCGAAAAAGGUAAACUAGAUUGAAAACAUUUGAUUCCUUGAUCAACAACUAGCUCGAGAUGGAUGUGACUAUACUAAAAAUGGUGUUUGUAAUUAUACUAAAAGUAUGACUCACACUGAUGCUUUUUCCAGCAGAGAUAGUUUUACCUGCUACAGGCUAAAUACAGGGAACUUUUGAAUACCACUGAUGAAUGGUUUAGGUGAAUUAGCACACUCCUCAUUCAGACUAAUGCAUAAUUCAUCUGAUAGAUUGAGGAUGUGGCUUUGAAUAAAGACUGCUAAUGGGCUUUAAUAUCAUCCCCACAAGGUUCUGAUUUCAUACUGAUCAUAAAUGCAGCUUUUAAGUCCCUCAUUGUUCUGGGAAAAUGAUCAGUGAAGGAGUUGAAAUGUCAAUACUCAUGGGUCGUUCAGUAGGGAAAGACUAACCAUGCUGUAUACCAGAAUUUUUUUUCUGGAAAAUGUGAUUAUUUGAAAUGGCACAAUUAUACUGAUUUACUAAAUUCAUAGAUGUAAUCAGCCUCCUGUUACAAACAUCUUUUCAUGUGUUUGAGGGAGACAGGGUCUAUGUCUCUCGUGUCUCAUUCAAAUACAUUAAGGCCUGUGUCAGAGGAGCUUUUUUAUUCUGUCAAACAGACAUCCAAAUUCAAGCAUUUGUCUCACAUCGCCAGCAUUAAACAAUGAUUCCAGCAGAGAAACUUUUUUUCCUGAUAUUUCAAAAUAAGUGUCCUCUGAGUUAGCCAGUGUUUUUUUUUUCUUUUUUUUUUUGCAAACAAUGUUGUAUAUUUGAAAUUAGAGCACAAACUUUUGUGUUGCUGUCAUAGCUUGUCAAACAUAUUUUUUUUCUCUUGAGUUGAACAAGUUGUGAAAACAUGUAAUCACAUUUAAUUUUUUCACUUACAUAGGGAUAUAAAUGUGUUUUUUUCCCCUCAAAUAUUAAUCUUCCUUUCUCUGAUUGUUCUUUUAUCCAGACUUCACAGGUGUCAUUGAAAUAAGAUUUUUGAAUCAAAGAGUCUAUAAAUACAAAAAUGGUCAUAGCCCUGCUGUGGUCACUGUUAAUAGUUGAAACUGAUAGCUUUACAUAAAUCUUUUACAUUAAUUUUCAAUGGAUUUUUUUUUUUUUUUUAACCAAAAAUCAUCAUAUUUGCCUGAUGGGUUUUCAAAGUAAUUAACAGGACAGACCUAACAGAGUGUAGUUAUUGAGCAGAAUGAUGAUUCACCCUCAUAUAUGGUUAUUCAUGGUACACAGAUAUACUCAGCUAAUACAUUUUAGACCCUGCUAUUAUUUUGUUAGUAAAAUGACCUAAAUCUCUAUAUGAUGGCUGGAUUCUGUAGCUCAUAGAACAUAAUGAUGACUUUGUAUAUAUUUUGUCCAUGUUAUGGGCAUUUUAAUGGCCAAUUUAACAAAAACAGAAACCUCUUCAAAAUUAUUGACCACCACUCUAAACAUUUUAUCUAUAUUCUAUCAAGUCAGUUCUAAAUACUUCAUACUGCACCUCUUAAGAACCAAGGGUGUCUUUUUUCAGAGAGGAAAAGCUGCUUCAAGAAAGAGCUGCUCUGUUUUGAAAAUGAUUUCCCCUCCAGGUUUUAAGAAAGUCAUUAAAGACAACAAAGUGCAUAGCUGUGCAUUUAUUUAUUUUUUUAACACAUAAGGACAAACUUGUGAAACUUCAGAGGCAUUGUCACAGAUCUUCUCGAGGACAUAAUGCAGGAUUCCUACUCUACAGUAUCUUUGGUACAUUUUCUUAUAUUGACAACUUGCACACAUCUCUCCUUAAAACCUGCAUGAGUCCUAUGCUUCCCUGACAUGUAGCUUAAAUACACAGUGGCAGAAACAUGUUACAAUUCUUCAUUUAAACAGCACUAAAAACCUGCACCAACUCAAAACAAGAACUUUAUUUAUUCUUCCUAUACCUUUCUUUCCUUCAUGUUAAAUACAACCCACAUUUAAUAGACAGACAUGUUAACAAAAAUCCCCUAAAAUAGACAUUUAAAAUACCUUGGUGCUUCGUUGUAAUGAAAACACAAUAAAUACAUACAAACGUAAAGAGAAACCUGUAACAGACAAACUGUAACUGGAUGUAAAGAUCUGAUGGAAUGAAAACCAACCUUUAAAAGUUCAAGCUUUAAUGUAAUGUUUCAUGGAAGUGAAAUCAUCCCUUUUAUCAGGACAGAGCUUCUCUGUGUAAAAAAACAGGAUGAUAAAUGCAAAAAUGUAUCAUGUCCCUCAGGCUGUAGCCAUUCCAUCUUUUUCUAGGAAGUGACAAAGACACUUCUUAGGAACUUUUUUCCAGAUCUAAUUGCUCUUGGAAUAGUCUCACCAGUAUUCCUUGUUCAUGUCCUCUAAUGAGGUGUGACUCCGGUUUGGAAAUUCUAACUAAGUGAAAAAGUUUGCUCAUGGUACAAGGUUGCUACAUCCAAUAACUGAUUCAAUCUAAACUCAGUGUAUGACCUAAACUGUUUUUAUAGGAGUGCCGGAUGUGCUUUUGCUAUUGUCAAGGCUGGCCGGAGUGUGAGGAACUGCUACCAUACAGACAUCAGCGGGUGUGAUACAGCACUGGUAACACCUGCUUAUCGUAAUGCUAAAUUCCUGCGGGCACUGCAGUGCAACAAGUCAGAGCUGGAAUGUAAUAUCUGCUGCGACUGAGAGCUUAAAACUAAGAUGGCACAAACACGAGACUAUCGACUGCUGCAAUACAAUAAGCAGAAGGAUAAUUAGCAGAGGUCAGAGUUAAAGAGAGGUAAACUGAUCUCUUUACAAGACAACAAUUUGAAGUGUGUUAGUUUAAGCAAGACAAUAGUUAGUAUUUUCAUGCAUGUGUAUCUAGGACAGCAUAAGCAGUGGGUUUGCUUCAGGCAAUCAAUAUCAGCAGAACCAAACUGCUGACAAACUAAAUGCUUCACAGGCUCAUCCAGCGUCCAGGUCUUUGUCGAAGUGCUGUCUCACCCCCAUCUUGGUUGUCCUGCUCCUCAGGCAUCUCAGAGUCAUGAGGCUCUUCUUCCUUGGAAUCUGGAUCACCCCCCUCAGAGAUAUCUGGGACCACUGAGGGCUCCUUUGACGACAACUCCGCCGCUGAGCCAUUCCUCUCAGAUUCAGAUUCUGAAACCGCAGUCACAGAUCCAAUUGAUUGAGGAGCAUUGAGUUCUUUCUGUGAGUUCUCCUUCUCCAUGCGCUUCUUGGCCUCCUCUCUCCUCUGCCUGAUGCGGGUGCUGUCUCCCAUCAUGACCCGGACUCUGACUUGAUCUGGAGGCCAGAGCCCGCCCCAGAUGAACUGAAGGUAGCUGAACAGCACAAUGACACUGAGGAAGGCGAAAUUGGUGGCCACGCCAACCACUGCGGAUGUGAGGGGGAAGUUGUACAGAACAUAUCUUAUACCCGUGAAGUAAGCAUGGAUGCGGAGCUGGGCUGAGUAGAUCUGCACACGUUUCGACUGAACCUCAAUGACUGCUCCCACUGUGGGCAGAUAAGCAUUCGUCUUGUAGUCUGAGAAGAGCUCAACUUCUAUCAGCUGCUUCUGCUCGGUCAUUCCCGUCAGAAGAAAAGGCGAGAAGAGCAAAGUGGCCAUGGUCUGCAGGAGGCUGGAGCGGUAAUGUAGCAUAGUGGAUCUUCCAACAGAUGCAACAGGCUUCCCACCCUUGGUGUACGAAGACAUCUUGACCAUGAACAUACCCAGAUGUUCAUUCACUGGAGACUCUGGCAUCACUAGCUCCAAAGAUAUGCGAUAAGGCUGACCAUUAGCCAUCACCUGGUCCUUCUCAUUUUUCAUAAAAGAGAUGUUGGCCUUCGGAAACGAACACAGUCCUGACUCUGAGGCAUCACAAUCAGAGGUGUAGUAGAAGUGCACAGGGGUGGAGAAGCUCACCGUGGGCAUGUAGGAGUAAUAGAAGCUCCCAUAGAGGAAUAUAGACACCCAGAGUAGCAGAAGCAGAACACAGAACAGGAUGGCAGCCUGAAACAAGGUCCGCCGGGCCUUGAGGAGAGUGACAGCUGCCACAUCUUGCAUCCAGUGAAGAACUGGACCCAUCACGGCCCCCAUUGUGUCUGGUCCAGAGCGCACAGACCUGUCUCUGGUCCCGGUUUGAGCUGAUGUUUCUCCCUCGGACCCUGCUGACUGCUGCCUCUGCCGCGGCUCCUCUUUAUGCUCAGACAUGAGUGGGUGGUUCCCCUCUGAAACUGUGUAAUCGCUUAUUUUCGCCCUCCCAUGAUCUUAUUAACCAAAGACACACAAACACUGUGAGGAAGUACCUUAGAGCUAGCUUAUCCGGGAAAACAUGCCAGGUGCGUUAGUCGACAAUUCAGUUAUCUUUGAGAUCUCCUUGAACACAGGUGUUUCCUAAAACCUGCUUCAUGGAGGGUGUGAAGGCUUGGGAGCAGCUUAGCCUGCAUUCCAACAUGGAGCUUCUAUACAAAACAUGACCCAUGACCCGGAAGAUGAUGCUGUCUUCGUAUGAGCGUAAAGCAGUCAAGUAAAUGCUGCAUUCAAGUACAUCCCGAGCAGUUGGACACAGUCUGGGACCAUUGACAGAUAUAAGGUGACCAUAACAUUUAAAUUGAUUGAAGCACGAUAAAACGAGGCCUUGCAAAGACACACUUACUUAAAGUGUGUUUUGUACUUACGAAACAAGCUAGGACAAAAUAAUACUAUUUUUGUUUUUUUAUUUGUUUGAAUUUUUUUAAUUUAUUUUGGCAGCAGAUAUUGUGUUUUCAAUUCAACAACUAACUACGGUGGCUGAGAACCGCCACUGUAGCAAAUAUAAUAAGAAUGCAAAAAAGAGAAACUUACCAAUGCAAAAAAAAAGAAAAAGAAAAGUAACCGAAGCCCACUGCAAAUAAAAAAGAAAUGAUGCAGAUAAAAAAAACACAAUGCAAGUUAAUUAUACAAGAAAAGUGGUGAUGCAAAAAGUUAUUGUUUAAUCUCACUUCGUAAACUUUUCAAUGUGUCAUUUGGUUAAGCUAUGUAGCGCCUGAGUCGAUAUGAAGUUGAUCUAGAGGAUGCCUGUGUAGUGUUAGCUUCAGUUCAACUUCAUAUCCACUAAGGUGCUACAUGGUCAAACCAAAUGACACAUUGAAAAGCACAUAAAGCAGAAUAAACAAUAACCUUUCCACUUACUUCUUUGCUCGCCUUCUUGCUGUCGUCUUCUGUGUCUAGAUCGUAAAACACUGGUGCAUCAUCAUUAUUGGUCUCCGGCAGCUCACUUACAUUGUGGCUUUUUUUUUUGUUUGUAUCCUUUUAUUUUUGCACUAAGUACCUUUUUUUUCUUUUUUUUUGCAUCACCGCUUUUUUUGCGUCAUUUACUUCCGUUGUGGUUUUUUUAUCUGCACUGUUUCUCUUUUUUUUUAUUUACAGCAGGCUUCGGUUUCUUUUUUUUUUUUUUUUUUUUUUGCAUCAGUAACUUUUCGUAAGUACAAAACACAUUUUUAGUAAGUGUGUCUUUAUCAUGCUUCAAUCUUUUUUUUUUUUUUUUUUUUUUUUUGCGUCGUUAACAUCUAUUGUGGCUUCUUUUUUUGUAUUUGUUUUUUGUGCCGGUUCUCGGCCCUGUAACGAACAACUAAUAUAAGUCUUAAAUUCGACUGAGAAAGUAAACAAGAGCAAAUGUAGCAGGCUGCAUGCACUAAAAUUAUUAGGCUUUUUUGUGUGGAGAUAUUGGCGCUUCAUGUGGAGUUGGUAAUCGCUUGGAAGAUCCUGCCCUGCAUGUGUUAUGUCCCACGUUUUUUCUUUUGGCCCGUAGAAGCCGUCUGUCUGCAACUCCUUUUUCCCCGAUUAUUCAGACAGCACGUGAAUACAGCAGAGUUGCAACAACGACGACGGAGAAGAGAGCAGGCCGCUGCUGGGCCGCCGACACACACACCGAUCAUGGGGAAGAAAAGUCGCCUUCCAGGAGGAACAGUCGGUCGGAGAACAAUCCUUCAGCUUUCACCUCCCGGUCUUCGUAGUGGGAAUUCAGGGGAGAGGGAAGAAGCACUCUCGGGAUCUGAUGGUAUAUUUAAAAAUAAAACCUCUCAUUGCUUUGUUAGCGACAGGCUUGCUAAAUGCUAAGUGAGAUGUGAGGCAUAGGCCAUUCUAGUUAGCAGUAAAAAUCCUUUCACUUUCAACUUUUUUUAAUGUAGCUGAAUAAAUUGAUCGUGCCAAUAUGUAGAUUGUUUCUAGACUUUAUUUAACAGUGCACACAGUCAUUAGUUCUUAUAAAACAGUGUCUCUUGUAGUUGGUCUAAAAGACGCUAGCGUGCUAAGUUAGCAUUUGUAAUGCUGCCAGAAAAGGUGUAUGACUAAUAACUAAAUAGUCUAGCUGAAAUGAACAUACCAAACUUUUCUUAACGAGUACUUUUAGUUAUUUUGAACAUUUUUAGUCGAAGGAAGAGAGUGUUGUGGUUGCAAUAACCUCUGCUUCAGUGGUGAGUGUCGGUCAGUCAGUGAAUGUUUGUUGCCUCGCUGUUGGAGCUCACCCGAACUCUCUGUUUGUUUAUUGAUAGAUGAUCAAGAGGUUGAUGGACAAAGAUUCGUGAGGGAUACUCGCACCAACAUGAAGCACCCCACAGUGAAGGCCACAGGUAAUUUUCUCUCCCCCUCUCUCUCUUUCUGUGUAUGUGUGUGUGUGUGUGUGUGUGUGUGUGUGUGUGUGUGUGUGUGUGUGUGUGUGUGUGUGUGUGUGUGUGUGUGUUUGUUUGUGUGUGUGUGAUAUUAUUGGAGAUCUUUGUGUGUCAAGGGCAUAAGAAAAAUAAACUGACCACAGGGUUUGAACACAUUUCAUGUCCUCUUGCAGAGGGCUUGUCUUUGCUUGGGGCCUAUGAGGACAGUGAUGAAGAAGAUGCUGGAGACUCUCAGCGUUCAGCUGCAAACUCUCAACACAACCAGUCAGCAGACAUCGACAGUACACUGGCCAAUUUUAUGGCUGUAAGUAUAAUAUGCAGCAUGUUUCUAUAGUCAUGCAUCCAUGCAGAGCAUCUACUAAGUGCAUUUACUGCAAUAAUAAUGAUGAUAAUGAUGGUGAUAACAGAAGUCCAGAUUUAUAUGCAGAGAUAAAGAGUUUAUCAUGUGAUAUGCUUACUUAAUUUCCUUUUCACUAUGACCCAUAAUACCUCACAUGAUCAUCCAAUCGAUGACCCAGCACAGCAGCCUCAUAUCACCCUCUAGUUGUGCAUUUUUAUCGAGUUUCUAUACAAACUAGUUAAAUAAAUAAUAUUAAAUAAGACAGAUCAAACACACUAAUUUGGCUUCUGAAACAUCAUUCUCCCAAAAGUGAUGUCUCUGGAGGCUGUGAUUCAUUCUGUAGAUUGAAAUCAAGUUUUCAUCAAAAUGUAUGACCACCUUUUGCCAUUCUUCCCAUUACAGGAAAUUGAUGCAAUAACCACUCAGCCAAGUUCAGAUGAACCAGCUUCUCAUCCUUCAGUCCCAGCUACCAACUCACCAAGACCUGAAGCUGAUGCUCAGCAGCCAGCUGCCAGUGUGAACCAGAAUCAACAAAACACAGAUUUUGAGUUCAACACCCAGUACUCACUCGCUGGAGGUAAAAUAAGCUAAAAAGAACUUUUUUGAACCCUGAAGGGAAAUUCUAUAUUGAUUUAUUGUUAUUUAGUAUUUAAUAUGAAUUCAAUUAAAAGUCCAUGGUGUUUUUUUUUUUUCUUCUAAACUUUUUUUUGGGCAUUUUUGCCUUUAAUGACAGGACAGUAGAGAGAUUAGAAAUGUGUGUGAGAGAGAGGGGAUGACAUAUAACACAUGGUCGGGGUCAGCCUCGAACCCGUGACUGUGGUGCGCUAACCCCCUAGGCUAUCUGUGAACACCAGUCUAUGGUGUUUUUCAGUAGGAAAAGAGAACAUCCUGACAAUUGACUCCUUUUAAGUCCCUAAUAUAUAGUCUCUCCAUGGGAAAUACAGUCCUCAUAGUUGCUUGGAGAUGCAGUCCAGUUCUUUUGUAGCACAGCUGCUGACUUUGUUGAAAAAGUAUUGCUUGUAUUGCUGCUUGUACAAUGAUUCAAAUCAGUGACACCAAAACUACCUGCCAUGUGCUAUGAAUUUGAUUUUUUUUUUACUUUCAAGGUAGCUAUAGCUUGAUAAAUUUAUUAAUGAUCAGUCCUGAAUUCAUAAGGUAAUAUAUUUGUGUGUGCCACAAUGUUUUACAUGUGGUUUCAAGUGUUUUUGAGCGCCUAUGCUUUUCUUGCAGUUGAUGUAGAGAUGGGAGACUGGCAGGAGGUUUGGGAUGACAACUCUGGCUGCUACUAUUACUGGAACACUCUGACCAACGAGGUGUCGUGGGAGCUGCCGCACUAUCUAGCUGAUCAAGUUCAAAGCCUCGGGUCGUAUGCCAACAGGUAGGAGGAUCUGACGGAGAGAGAAGCAUCGAUCUAUAAAGACAGAAAGAAAAAAACCUAAAUAUACAAGUAUGUUGUUUCCAGCAAAGAAAUUCAGCUGUGUGACGUGUGUUUUAAUUUUCUGUUUGUAGCUCUGGUGUCAAUGGAAACGGCACAGCACAUACAGGUCACCAUAGUGAGGAAAACUCUGCACCUGCUGCAUCCUUGAUAUCAGCUAAAGAGACCCCAGCUAAGGCAAUUUCCUUUUAAGACCAAUAUGAAUGUAGAUAGAAUUUGUUUCAUGGUGUUUUACAAGUUCUUGUUUUUAACUCAAAUGCAUCACAUGUUUGUUUGUUGAAAAGGAGGUGAUCGAGAGUGUUGUAGGUCUCACAAGUGAAGAGGAGGAGCGCCGAGGAGUAGCUGCAUCUCUGCUAGGUCCUCUGAUCCCAUCUGAAGUAAAAGAAGCCGAGGAAAAAUGGAGAAAAAGACUGAUCAAAGGUCUGGAUGAGACUGAGAACAGUUUGGAUUCUGAUGGAGAAGUUGUUCGCCCUGUAGGAUCCCCCUCCAUCCCUUUACUGGACCCAGACUCAGCUGUUACAGCCUCAAAAGAUCUUGGCACCAAAAAGCAGUCGAGAGAUAAUUCAGAUGCUGAGGAGGAGACAGAAGAAGACACAGUGGAGCUGGAACUGGCCCUGGAGCGAAAAAAGGUGAGGUUUUCAUAUGUUCAAUGUUUUGAUUUAGUUCCUGUUGUAAAAGUUCAUGCUGGUGUAAAACAGUUGUUUGUUAAUUCAGUGGCAAAUGUGACCAAGCGUGUGACCAUGUGUUGUCCAACUCUUAGGCUGAACUCCGGGCGCUGGAAGAGGGUGAUGGAAGUGCAGGAGGUUCUAGUCCUUGUUCUGAGACAAGUCAAGAUGCCUCUGGUGCUCGAGGAGCUCCGCUGAAGAAAAACCGGUGGAAAACUGCCUUCCUGAGUGCUGCCAGUCCAGACUCUAACAGUAGGGGCUCAGACCUGCAGGACAGCAUAGAAACAGGUGAGUUAUGACCAGCAAUACAUGUAAAUACAUUAAAAAUUUUGGUUUGAGUAUUAUAGUCAUACAUUUUAAUGCCUGUGUUGUUCUGUAGCUGUUUCAAAAGUCCUGGAUAGUGUUGCAGAAGUAGAAGACAAGGAAACGGACGAUGCAGAGGAGAAAUCGGGUUCUAAACUUUCAACAGAGGAGCUGGAAACAUCUGAGCUCAAAGUGGAAACACCUGAGCUCAAGGUAAAAACUGAUCAGGAACUUACUCUGCUCUUGGUGAUAAUUGCUUUUCAAACAUAUUUCUCACGCUUAAAAAAAAAUGUAGUUCCAGAUUGGGGAGCUGGCUAACACCUUAACCAGCAAGAUGGAGUUCCUGGGGAUAAACAAGAAGGCAAUCUCAAACUUUCAGCUGCUUCUGCUGCAAACUGAGGUAAGAGGAUAAUGGUUGAGUCACUGAAACCAUUUUUACAUAGGAACAGUUCCCAGUAGAAUCACUAAAAUAUUCAACACUUCAUUUUCUUUCGUAUCAUCUACCACAUAGCUAUGUGGUAGUAUUUAAUAUUUAAAACUCUCAUGAUCAUCUAUCAGAAGGUGUCAUUCUGGAGACUUACUGUAAUUACUCUUUCGUGUUACUCAUCUAUCUUGUGAAACUUGUCUGUUUUUUUUUCUUUACCUCUACUUUCUGGACUUUUAUCUCACUCAUUUGCCCCCUCUCUUUUCUUCCUUCUUCUCUAGACUCGGAUUGCUGACUGGAGGGAAGGUGCUCUCAACGGGGUCUAUCUACGCCGCAGGCUACAGGAAGCUGCCGAACACAUAAAAUAUUACGAACUUAACGCCGCCCCUAAAGGCUGGUCCUGCCACUGGGACAGGUACGCGCUCCUUUACCUUUCACAUCUCUAAAUUCCCUCGUACCCCACAAAAAAAAAUCUUGCCAUGUGACUACAACCCCCUCCAGUGCCGAGGGUGCAGACUUUGUUACAUGACUUGGGGAGAAGCUUAACCAGUCCGAGAGGAUUAAAACACUUACCAGAAACAGACUCACCAGGUUUCUAUGAUGCGAUCCUGGCACUCUGCCUUGAACGUGCUGGUGAUGGAGCAUCCACUCUGGGCCAGCCUGCUUCCUGUUAAGUAAACCUGCCUGCCCCUGUUACACAGACUCUUAAGCUCUUUGCUGGGAGGGCCUUUGUAGACUGAGUAUGGGUCCAGUCAGUGGAUAAAUGGGGAGGGGGGGACUAGAAAGGUUGGUUGCGUGGGAGAGCUUUGCACUUUUCAGGUCUUCCGCCCAAGAAUGCAAUGCAGACAGAGUGAUGCCUUGGAAGCACGGAGUGUCACGCAUCAAAUAAACUGUGAAGAUGGAGCAAUGACGGGAAUCCGGCAGGUCAGACCUACUCUAUUUCAUAUGUCUUCCUGUUUUUUAUUUUCUUCUUUCUAAUGUAAAUCAAGUUGACUGUGUGGAUGUUAUUUUCUGAACUAUGAUGGUUGAUUAUGAUCAUGAUGAUAAUGAUGUUUCCUCCCUGGCGUCUUCCUGUGUCCGGGAGGGAAUGGUUGUCAAAAAAACAACAACAACAACAAAAAAAGAACAGAAAAAAUAUGACAACCAUGGUGUGAUCUGCUGAAUGCUACUUUCAGGACCUAAAGCUGAUCUAUUUUGCUUUCUUUGUUAUUGAGAGCAAGGUGGGUUCCCUGUCCACUCCCUGAACUCCACUCUAAUCAGGCCCUACUUAUGGACGGCUACAUUCACUGUCCAUACCAACACCCCCAACCCCCUGCUGUGGCUAUUAUGACCACUCCCAUGCCCCACUGUUUCAGGGUUUCAUGUGGAGCAUCCAGUUGCUGGGUCAGCCUUUGAGACUCUGUCUUUCUAUCUCUGUUGUUCCACUCUUUAGAGAGCACAGGCGGUAUUUCUAUGUGAACGACCGGACUAAUGCCUCGCAGUGGGACUACCCAGCAGAGGAGGACAAGAGCGAUGAUCCGAAGGGAGUCCAGACAUCAAACCAAGGGGAAGCCAAAACGUCCUCGGCAGCAGCUGAUGGAACCACAGGUUUGUUUAAUGUCCUAUUGCUCCACACCAAUGUCUUCUGUAAUUAGUUAACACGUAUCGAUCUUCCUGAACAGGGAUAUUUCGGGUCAUUAACCCCCACACUGUAGACUACACACUAUAAAUAUAAACAGGUCCUUUUACAAACUGCUCAGGAUGAAAAUAGUCAGUGAAAUGUAAUAACAAUUACACUUGUAUUCUCACUACCAUAAUUUUUUUUUCAAACAGGAACUUCUAGUCACACCCCUCCUGCCCCACCUGCUCCUCCACUGCCUAGCUCUUCAUCCUUCUGGUCCCCAUCUCAGCCUCCUCUUCCUGACAGCCCACCUCCGCCCUCCCACUAUCCACCACCUCCACCUCUUCCCCCAGGAUCCCCACCUCCACCCCCUCCCCCACCAGACAGCGAUGGGGAGAUCAUGGAGGUGGAGAUGGAUGUGGAUGAUGACAAUGACGGGGAGCCUCCAGCCCCUGGCACAGAGGAGGAUGGCAGUGGGAGGCCUCCUUUACCUCCGGGCACUGCCGGCACAAAGGUAGGAUUUUCUUCAUUGAUAUUAAAGCUGUAAAAGUUUUACCCUUAAGGGCUUUUUGUGUGAAUUCAGAAAAGAAGACUCAGGCUAGUAACUUUUAUUUUAUUGUCUCUUACACAGAUUGUGGAGUUGACAAGUUCCUCGGGGAAGGGUCAGAAACGUAAAGCCAGUCAGCUGAGUAAAUCCAUCACCAUUGGAAGCAACCCAAUUCUCUAUACGCAGCCUGCUGUCAGUGCAAGUAAGAGACAUUUCUGAAUAUGAAGUUAUGCUGGAAUAUUGUUUAAUGUAUGUUAACAGCAAUAUUACUCAUCCUCCUCAAUAAGAAGUGUAGAGCUCACAUAUUACCCAAACAACACCCCAAACCAAGCAGUAACAAUAAUUUUCAAGGUGUUUAUGAAGAUUUUCUCUUUUUCUCCAGCUCCCCUUAUUUCAGCCACUGCCUACUGGGGUGUGCCAGCUGUAACUGCCCCCUUGGUCCCUUGUGAACCCCCUGCCCCACCUUUACCAGCCCUGCCUCCUCAACCACCACUGCCUCCACCACAGCCGCCUUGUGAGCCUUUGGGAGCCAAAGCUCCACCCACAGACAAGACAAAGAAAGUCAAGAAAGAUAAGGUGAGUGUGGGAGGUAACAUUGUUUAACUCCAGCAAUGUUUUGAAAUAGUCUCUUUCCAGCAUACACCUUUGAAAUCAUUUCCUUUGCCUGAAAUUGUCAACAGUUUUUGCAUCUGGCUUGCCUAAAUGCAACAUUUAAUAGGACCUGCAUUGUACCUGUCUCCCUUUGUGUCUUUGCAGUCAAAGAAGAGUAAGAUCAAAAUGCCAUCUUUGGUGAAGAAGUGGCAGAGCAUCCAGAAGGAGCUGGAUGAAGAAGAGAAGAGCAGCUCAAGCGAUGAUGACAGGGAUCUCCUCAAUAAGAAGAGUAUUGAGGACUGGAAGCAACAGCAGUUAGUGACGUAUGUUCAGUUAGAAAUGUUAUCAUCAUUUGUUCUAAGUUUUUAAAAUGUUUUUCAGUCUUGAUAGGUUUUAUGUAAUUCUCAUCUUAUGUUUACAGGGGGAAAGCUUCAAAAAAUGCGAAUUUUGAGGCACUUCCCGAUGACUGGCGGGAUCGACUGAAAAGACGGAAAAUGACAAAUACCACGUAACAUUCGGCCCGGGUCAUCCAUUUCCCAAAGUUUUUAUAAUCCACUCCAGUCAUUACCAUCCAUCUCCAGCUUUGGUUUCCUUAAAGGUUCUAGUGACUGAAUUUUCUGUGUUCACGAAUUACAUAUUGGGACAACCUUUUGUGACAGGCUCUUCACCUGAAAGUUCUGAAUGUCCUUCCCUGUUUUUUUUUUUUUUUUGUGAUCAGUAUUGGAAGUGUGCCAAAUGUCUCCAGUCUGUCAAAAAAUACUGUAAAAACCUUGGAUAGUUGACCACCACUAUUUGUUUGGAGGGAUGUCUAUUUUAUUGAGCAUUUUUACAACUGUGUACAUAAAACGGCUGUUGAGAUAUACCAUGUUUUUUUUUUCAAAGAGGAGGGAACAUCAUUGACUUGUAUAUUUUGUAAAGUUAUUAAACAGUUUUUCAAAGUUCUGUCGUCAUUAUUAUUUUACAUGUUUCCUGGUGUAGUAAGAAUGUUUAAAUGAGUAACUCAAAAACAUUUUUACCAGUUUUUUUUAAUGAUUUAUUGAAGGUUAUUACACUGUCAUCCAGACUAAAUAUAAUAGAACAAAGAUAUUGCCUAACCUUUAAGAUAACUUUUAGACCCCCAAACCACUUUUUUCAUUCAACACUCCCAACUGAGGUAUAAGGAG
Messenger RNA from Xyrichtys novacula (pearly razorfish), 13875 nucleotides. The record is from the annotation of a GenBank genome assembly. NCBI's taxonomy places the organism in Eukaryota, Metazoa, Chordata, Actinopteri, Labriformes, Labridae.